Molecule: messenger RNA, 1021 nt
Organism: Rhizophagus irregularis DAOM 181602=DAOM 197198
Lineage: Eukaryota; Fungi; Glomeromycota; Glomeromycetes; Glomerales; Glomeraceae
Biological process (GO): homologous chromosome pairing at meiosis; meiotic joint molecule formation; meiotic strand invasion involved in reciprocal meiotic recombination
Cellular component (GO): condensed nuclear chromosome; DNA recombinase auxiliary factor complex
Molecular function (GO): recombinase activator activity; double-stranded DNA binding
Source: RefSeq, a predicted model, not a curated record
AUUAUUUUAUUAUACUAUAUAGAUAUUAAUAAUCGCGUGUUGAUCUCGUCAUCUCGAUCACUUAAUAAGAACUAGGAUUCUAGGAACGCGUUUUUUUCCUUAUUACUAUAUUAUUUUUCUUAAAAAUGGCUAAAAUAAAGAAAGUUCCCGCUGCUAAAGGCGAUGACGCAGAACAAAUGAUCGUGGAUUAUUUGAGAAAGACGAAUAGACCUUACAGUGCUACCGAUGUUUCAAAUAAUCUUCAUGGAGCUAUAACUAAGACGGUCGCACAGAAGGUGUUGAACGCUCUUGCAAUUAAAUCCGAAGUUCGUCAGAAAGUCUAUGGGAAGCAAAGUGUUUAUGUCAUUAAUCAGGAACAAUUCGAGUCACCUUCACAGGAAGAAUUGAAUGAUAUGGAUUCAAAAAUCGAGGAACUUAAGAAGGAAGUUGAUAAAUACAAGGAGAAAAAUAGACAAUUAACGUCAGAAUUGGCUACAUUGAAUAAUUCUCUUACUAAUGAGCAAUGCGAGGAGAGACUGAAAGUUCUAACCGAACAGAACAGGAAAUAUGAAGAACGGCUAAAAGAAUUACAGUCAGGCACUAAACAAUUUUCUGUUGAUGAUGCAAAACGAAUUGAUGAAAAGUUUGAGAAAAAUCGUAAAUUCUGGAGACAAAGAAAAAGAAUGUUUGACGAGAUUGUCUCGACAAUAUUGGAUGCUAUUGAUAUGAAGAAAAAGGUAUUUGAGGACGAGGAAUUGUUUAUCGAGAGAGAUCCUAUUGAUAUCAACGAGGAUCCAUUGAAAGAUUUGUAAAGUUCACCUUUGAACAACCUAAAUUAGCCUUCGCAUAAUAAUGUAAUAAUUCUUGGCCAACUUUAUACUUAAUUUUAAUUUUUGCUCCGAGUAUAUAAGAUUUCUAAUAUAACUGCGGUCUAAGUAGAAUUCAAUCAAAAUUUUCUUUUUUUGACAGAGUUAAGUUGACAUAAUUGACUAACCAAACCUAUAAGUAAAAGUUUCAUAAUAAAUAGUCUGUCAUAAGAUGA